Amorphotheca resinae ATCC 22711 is the source of this 522-nucleotide messenger RNA. RefSeq lists its product as hypothetical. The transcript has a single exon. Bases 91 to 417 code for a protein of 108 amino acids. Lineage: Eukaryota; Fungi; Ascomycota; Leotiomycetes; Helotiales; Amorphothecaceae. The record is from RefSeq and is a predicted model, not a curated record.
UGCAAGAGGAACUUUCAACAUGUCAAGAAAUAAAAGAGCAGUAGAGAGCAAUACAAGCAGUUCGAGGAGGGGUGCCGAUUGAUCCCCGCGAUGCCGUCUCUAGUACCCGCCUCGACGCUAGCCUAUUUAUACCUGAUGUAUUUUACCUUAGUCCUCCGUGCUUACAGAACUGGCGCCGUGCAUCAUCCACCAAGUUCCCACUGUUCCACGUGGACUUUACGGAGUUAUGUGACUUAUGUCCCUAGACGCUCGACAAAGGAAACAGUGGACAUUUCAAGAGGGGACCGCAGUAGUCGGCAUGUCAUGGAAUUGUGGUGCAUGACAUGCAAUUGGCCCGCGCUCAAGUGCCAGAAUUUCGCUAUGCCGUUCCUGGCUCGCAUCGAGACGGAUAUCGCAUGCCACUGUACCCUGAGGUGAUGACUGAAGUGGGUUUUCCUUUCCUUCCUAGGUACAUCACCUGAUACGGAAUCUGCCUUGUGUAUAUAUAAACUGUCAAGAUAGGUGCUGCCCGGACACCUGAAG